Suillus paluster is the source of this 1263-nucleotide messenger RNA. Its product is annotated as cytochrome P450. Lineage: Eukaryota; Fungi; Basidiomycota; Agaricomycetes; Boletales; Suillaceae. The coding region runs from base 1 to 1263 and encodes 420 amino acids. The transcript has 8 exons. The record is from RefSeq and is a predicted model, not a curated record. Gene Ontology annotation, molecular function: monooxygenase activity; heme binding; iron ion binding.
AUGUUGUCUGGUAUAAUCGUCCUCUUUGUCACUGCAUUCGCAGUUUACUUCUACAGCCGUCGACGCAGUAGAUUGCCACUACCACCUGGGCCACAUCCAAAGUUCUUCACUGGAAAUGCAUCAACUACCCAAGCAGGAGUCUUGGCGGAUGUACGCCACUUGGGCGGAAAGUUAUGGUGCAUAAUCUCCAGUUCUCUGCUUUCUGGGACACUUGCUAACCUACUUCUCGUAGGGCCCAUCCUCUCCUUCCGUGUACCUGGCCAGCAGUUCAUAGUGCUCAAUGUAUGGAUGCACACAGAACUUGCGAAGCGCAUGCUGACCGCGGUCAGCAUAUCUUUCAAUCACGCGUAUUUCAAGACUUAUCGAAGAUGUUUCAGAGCAAGUCUGAGUCCCCGCAAUAUACAAAGGUACAGUCGCCUGCAAAUCGAAGAAUCUCGAGAAACGCGGCGGGCCGUUGUCCUUAAUCUCGCAUAUGGCUGGAAGGUCACUAAGAAUGAUGCUUAUCUCAUUGGCAUCUUGCAAGAAAGCAUUUGCCAUGUCUGCUUAUACUGUCCCGGCCUGGCCGUUUGGUUGGUCGAAGUGAUACCAUCCUGCGCAGGUUUUAAACGCGUGGCCUUCGACCUCGGGAAAAAGCUAAGUAGGACUGAUACCAUACCAUUUGACUGGACGAAACAGCAAAUAAAAAGUGAUAACUAUGCUCCUUCGUCGUCUCAGAAACAGCUCCUUCGGGAGGAUGGGUCCACAGUCGGCGCCGAGCAAGAAGAAAUAAUCAAGUGGUGCAUGCACAGGGGAUCUAUGCCGGGGGAGCAGGACACCACAGUAGCAGCCGCCACGUCCUUUGUUCUGGCGAUGAUGCUCUAUCCCGAGGUGCAGAAGCAUGCGCAGGCAGAGAUCGAUGCUGUCGUGGGCCAAGACAGAUUUCCCACUUUCGAGGAUAGAGAAAAGCUUCCGUACAUCAGAGCGCUCAUCCAGGAGAUCCUCCGCUGGGCACCCACGUCUACGAAGGGUACCGAAUUUCCUAAGGGUGCCAUCGUCAUAGCAAACAUCUUUUCCAUGUCACGCGAUAAAGAGACGUACCCCGACCCAUUGGAGUUUCAGGCCCGAACGCUUCCCUCGGUCCCCUCUCCCCAAUUGGACCCGCACAAAUUCGUCUUUGGGUUCGGGCGUCGUGCAUGCCCUGGAAUCCAUUUUGCCGAAGCAUCAUUAUACCUGAAUAUUUCUUGUACCCUUGCUGCGUUCACGAUCGCUAAAACCGCUAGAUGA